AUGGGAGUUACAAAGGAACAAGUUGAAUCUACUCUCAAGUCAAAGUUGAAUCCUUCACAUCUUGAAGUAGUUGAUACAUCUGGAGGGUGCGGCGCAAGCUUUGCCAUUGAGAUUGUCUCAGAGCAAUUUGAGGGGAAGAGGCUGCUGGAGAGGCAUCGACUUGUCAAUGCUGCUCUGGAAGAGGAGAUGAAAGAGAUUCAUGCCCUCUCAAUAAAGAAAUCUGUGACCCCAGCACAGUGGAAGCAACAGCUAGAGUCUCAGCAAUCUACAUCUGCUGCAUAA
Molecule: messenger RNA, 282 nt
Organism: Dovyalis caffra
Lineage: Eukaryota; Viridiplantae; Streptophyta; Magnoliopsida; Malpighiales; Salicaceae
Source: the annotation of a GenBank genome assembly